AUGUUCAACCAACCUAGCCAAGUUCCCGAGCACAUCACCUCCGCGUCUGACCACGAGCUCAAGCUUCUGCGAGAACAAUAUCUGGACGAGCGAGCCGCUCUGGCUAAGAGAGACAGAGGGAUUGGCCAGGGUGUCAUCCAGCUCCAGGAGAGCAUUGACUUUUGCGUCAAGUCGUGCUUGUUCAUCCACGACGAGCUCAAGGGCACUGACCACUCGGAUGCGCUUUUAACGCAGGUGCGGGCCCUGAACCAGUUCCGAUCAAUUAGUCUUGAGAAGAUGGGUGAGAUUCGUGAGGCUCGGAGCGAGGCUCUGUUUGCGACUCUCAUGCACAAGCGAUGGUGUGAGGACGAGAUGCGCAACCGGGGCAUUGAGUAUACUGACACCGAGCUUGUUGAUGAUUUGUUGACUCUUGCAAUUUGA
Molecule: messenger RNA, 420 nt
Organism: Yarrowia lipolytica CLIB122
Lineage: Eukaryota; Fungi; Ascomycota; Dipodascomycetes; Dipodascales
Source: RefSeq, a predicted model, not a curated record